Mercenaria mercenaria is the source of this 1191-nucleotide messenger RNA. RefSeq names its product ELMO domain-containing protein C-like. The record is from RefSeq and is a predicted model, not a curated record. The transcript has 5 exons. The coding region runs from base 1 to 630 and encodes 209 amino acids. NCBI's taxonomy places the organism in Eukaryota, Metazoa, Mollusca, Bivalvia, Venerida, Veneridae.
AUGCGUGAUAUUGUUACAGCUACCUCUGUGCUUGUUCCUAGAAGGCCUGGAAAUGAGGAUCUGUGUAGUCUUGUUAGGUGUCUGUGUGGCCAUGGCAGCAGCAAGGACUUUAGAAACGAAACGGAUGAAAUAAAACGUAUGCUAUUAAAACGCUUACUGUUAAAUAAACUGGAAACUAGAAGUCAUGGUAAUCAAGGCGGACAUAACGGUCCAGGAGCCGGGGGUGGUGGUGGACCAUCACUUGAAAAACGUUUGAAAAACAUCCUACGCGAUAUCAAAGUUAUUGUUGACAAAUAUGAUUUGGGCAGUGAGGUAGAAGGUUUGCUUAAAGCCGCUGGAACUAUAAUUAAUCUUGUUCAUGAAGGUGAAAUGGCAGCGUCGAGUGGUGCAGCACCUAGCAGUACAACAACAUCUGACACAACAACAACAACAGCUGACACAACAACAACAACAACUGACGCAACAACAACAACAACAACAGACGCAACAACAACAACAACUGAAGCAACAACAACAACUGAGGCAACAACAACAACAACAGAAAACCCAACUACAGAUGGAGCAGGAAAACGUCUUUUCGAAAGCCUUUUAAGGGAACUAAUACUGAAGAAGACGGGAAGGCAAAACUAAUAUUUGAUUUUGAAGAAAUGGUAAAACAUACCAGACGACAUCGUUUCCAUCGGAAAAGAAGAAAAUGAAUACUGAGUUCCGACAUCUGAACUUGUUUGUGCACACCUGAAACGUUUUUACUUCUUUUUUAUUUCAAUUCAUUUGUCAUGUAACUAUAUUUGUUUUCAUGCAAAAUAUUACAUUUUCGGCUUAAAAGGUAAUUCCAUCUUCUCCCUAUCAGUUUUUUACGGACUCAAACGUUUGUAGCUCCUAAAGUACAUCAAACAAAAAUGACUGUCAGAAUAAGCCCAAGACAUCUAAGGUCUUUUAUUUCAGAGACAGGGUUACAUAUACCUCUAAAAUUCGAUUUUAAUCAGUUUGUAAAUAAGUUGGUAAUUACUGUUCUGGCAUAACAAGAACUGGAAAGUUCAAACAUUAUCAGAUAUGGAAAGUAUAUAAGGGUAAAGAUAUAUUAUUAUUUUACGAUAAAAGAAUGACCUUUUAAGCUGGCAAUGAUCACUUCACUUAUAAUCAGAUUUCAUGACAGAAAUGUUCAAUAAACAUUUAAAGCAAAUAAUUGUA